Myotis myotis is the source of this 4537-nucleotide messenger RNA. RefSeq names its product lysocardiolipin acyltransferase 1 (gene LCLAT1). Bases 171 to 1361 code for a protein of 396 amino acids. The transcript is spliced from 7 exons. Gene Ontology annotation, cellular component: endomembrane system. The record is from RefSeq and is a predicted model, not a curated record. Gene Ontology annotation, molecular function: acyltransferase activity. Lineage: Eukaryota; Metazoa; Chordata; Mammalia; Chiroptera; Vespertilionidae.
GCCAAUCAGAAUAAAGCCUGUUGGGACGCCUUACUAGGGCGACGGUCUGGACGCCUCCGGCUUCGGGAUGAAUUAGCGGCGGGUUCGCCUGGAGGUUGUGACCCCCACGGAUUCCCCAGCUCGCGCACGCGCCGCCUGCGGGGUCGCGCGUCCAGCUGGUCACAGUGCUCAUGACUUCAUUCAUGGAAGGAAAUUCAGAAGGGAUUGAUAUUUACAAAAGCCAGAGAAUCAUGGUGUCAUGGAAAGGGAUUUACUUCAUACUCACUCUAUUUUUGGGAAGCUUUUUUGGAAGCAUUUUCAUGCUGGGUCCCUUUUUACCUUUGAUGCUUGUAAACCCAUCCUGGUAUCGCUGGAUCAGCAACCGCCUUGUGGCAACCUGGCUCACACUUCCAGUGGCAUUGCUGGAAACCUUAUUUGGUGUAAAAGUGAUUAUAACAGGGGAUGCAUUUGUUCCUGGAGAAAGAAGUGUUAUUAUCAUGAAUCAUCGGACAAGAAUGGACUGGAUGUUCCUGUGGAAUUGUUUGAUGAGAUACAGCUACCUCAGGUUGGAGAAGGUGUGCCUCAAAGCCAGUCUCAAAAGUGUUCCUGGAUUCGGUUGGGCCAUGCAAGCUGCUGCCUAUAUCUUCAUUCAUAGGAAAUGGAAGGAUGACAAGAGCCAUUUCGAAGACAUGCUUGAUUAUUUUUGUGAUAUCCGUGAACCACUUCAACUCCUCAUAUUCCCAGAAGGGACUGAUCUCACAGAAAACAGCAAGGCUCGAAGUAAUGAUUUUGCUGAAAAGAAUGGACUUCAGAAAUAUGAAUAUGUCUUACAUCCAAGAACUACAGGCUUUACUUUUGUAGUGGACCGUCUAAGAGAAGGGAAGAACCUUGACGCUGUCCACGACAUCACGGUGGCAUACCCUCACAACAUCCCUCAGACGGAGAGGCACCUCCUGCAGGGGGACUUCCCCAGGGAGAUCCACUUCCACGUGCACCGCUACCCAGCAGACACCCUGCCCGCAUCCAAGGAGGACCUGCAGCUCUGGUGCCACAAGCGGUGGGAGGAGAAGGAGGAGAGGCUGCGCUCCUUCUACCAAGGGGAGAAGAAUUUCAGCUUCACCGGGCAGCCUGUCAUCCCUCCAUGCAAGUCUGAGCUCAGGGUCCUCGUGGUCAAAUUUCUCUCUAUACUGUAUUGGACCCUGUUCAGCCCUGCCAUGUGCCUACUCGUGUAUUUGUACAGUCUUGUUCGAUGGUAUUUUAUAAUCACCAUUGUCAUCUUUGUAUUGCAAGAGAGAAUAUUUGGUGGGCUGGAGAUAAUAGAACUUGCAUGCUACCGUUUUUUACACAAACAGUCACAUUCAACUGCAAAGAAAGAUGAGUAAGAUUGUACGGUCCAGUGUGACAACCUAGGAAAUAUUUGGGAAAUGUAAGCCUUUGUAAACUGAGAUGCGUUUUUGCAUGACUAUGUCAGAUAUUUCCUACUACCAUCAUUAUUUGUUGAAGAUACUUUGAACUUAGUUUUGUGGGAAAAUAUUGCCACACACAUGAUUUUUUUUUUAAAUCUCUGAAUGUAAUUUCAACAUGCAGAGCAGGGAGCAAUUGCUGUGAAUUAACUCGGGCCAGAGUAUUCUUAAACAAUCAUCAAGCUGUUCACAGACAAGGUGCGCACAAGGUUUUCUCAAAGGCUCGAUCCCAUUUUCUAACAAACUGUGUACAAGAGGCGCAGCACUGGCCCAGCUCAGCUGCUGGCACUUCCUCCAGGCCCCUCCCUCCCAACUCCUUUCUGUGCCAAUCAAACCACUGCAUCCUUCCUUCAGACCAGAAAACAAAACUCUUGUCCUUUGACCAAACAUUUUGAUAGAAGUCCUUCAUUAUUCAUAAGACCGUGGCAGUUAGCCUUGCGCGACCUGGGAGUCAGAAGACCACCUGUGCCCUUUUCUCCUGUGGAGAAUAAGCUCUGGGCUGUCUCAGGGCAACCGCAGACUUUCCACUUAGAAACCUUCGUUUACUUUUUAACGAUAGGAACUAAUACAGUGUAGUUCUUCACUUCUAUUUAAUUGCAUAUGCUUAGUGCUGGUUUCGCUACAGCAUGUCAGCAGGUGUAGCCUCUUGUGUGUUAAAAACAGUAAAAAGUCACUUUUUUAAAGGAAAGUGUAGAACAUUCUGUUGCUGCAGUCAGAAACUCUUCUUUGAAGUUGUCUCUUUUGAAAUAUUUCUCCAAAACCUGCCUACAAAAGGAAGGUUAGUGCAUUUUCUACAUGUGCACGGAACUCUAACUUUUGCCAUUAAAACAACAACAAAACCCUUGCAGACAAGGCAGUAAUGGUUUAUCCUAAAUUACUGAACUCUCGUAGCCUUGACAAGCUCUUCUCUUAAAACCAAAAUAACGCAAAAAUGAAUCCUUUGUGUGUUUUUUAAUAACAAGGGAGCGAUCUCAUUUUUAAUCCUAGGCUUCCUCUUUCAAUAGUAAAAUUUAAACCCAGUUUUGACCAGUUGUCCACCUAUUUCAGUCAUUUGGAGUCAGUGGAAAACUCAGUAAACCAACAGCACCAGCCUCCAAGGCAUGAGAAGCACAUGGUCAUGUCCCCUCUCCUGAAGCUGCCACUGCUUUUUUUGUCACAUAAUGAGGAUGCUGUUAGAGCAGCAGAGAAUCGGAGGCAAUUGAAAGGCUUUAGCUGUUAGCAAACCUGUCAGCUUUACUCCUGCCUGGAACCCGCCUCAAAAGCUGUUUAUUGCUCCCAGUACUCUUGGCACGAAUGCCUUCCCCUUACUUCCAUCUCAUUUCUGCUGGACGGUGACUUUUACAAACAGUUGAAACAUGAGGUACGCACAUUGUGAGCUGAACUUACCGAGUGGCUUCUUUGAGAAAGUUCUGUCUGCGCAGGGCAAUGUGGACCCCCGUCCUCACUGCGGGAGGACUAGCAAGGACCUCCGCCAGACGCACCAACUAUAUGUAACAGCCCUCGAGGCUGUUAAACCGCCAGGAGCUCCUAAUCAGUUAUUGUGUGCAUCUGCUGCAAGCCCAGCUGUGUGUCGUUUUUUAGGGUAUUUUUAUUUUAAUAUUUUUCCUAAUAAAGGAGGUUUCUCUCAGGCUUCCUUUGGUUAUAUUUGGAAACACACAACUAGUCUUAACAAUCAGGAUGGCGAGGUGCUCACACUGCAGCCCCUCUUCCAACCUCACCGCUCACUGCUCCCAGGGCAUGUCCUCCUUAACGCUGCACUGGUGGAAGGGAAAUCCUUUCCUUUCUGUUAAAAAUGUUUUUUUCUCAUAAAAAUAACACGUUUAAGAUAAAAUGCAAACUUUUUUAACCUGCCCCAUAUUCAUAAGCGCUAAAACUGAGGUAUAGAGACCCUACUUCAGAAAAAAAAAAAUUGCUUAUUUUCCAACACACUUGUAUUUUCUCUCACUUAAAGAAAUUAAAGAGCUAAACGGUUUCUGAUUUGGAACUUAGAGCCAUCUGAAGUUGGCAAGGAAAUGUCAAGUAGAAAUGAAUUUAGAUUCUGUGUUGUGGUGGCCUCAGGAAGGACCCCUGCACACCUUCCCACAUCGUCUCUGUGGACUCAGAGCAGCUGCUGGCACCCACUCAUCGCCCUGUCAGGCCUUUGCAGGUGAGCUCGUUGGCCUUUGAAGUAUUUACCGUGCUGUGUGUCCAGCUGUUAAAUCACUACCACCCGGAUACGCUUUCAGUAACGUGCGUGUGGUUUAUAGAGGCUGUGAACGUUCCACUGGAAACGAAAGCCCAGGAGGAAGGCACCCGGGUUCCUCCACCAGAAACCUUUCCCGAAACAGCUAAAGGAAUUGUGAGAUUCAGCGGAAGAACACGGUAAAAGGUUAGAAGAAAAAUAAGUGUUAGAGCCCGUAAUUUAAAACUAAUAAAACCCUCCUUGUGUGUAAUACUAUUACACACAGAUUAGGGGGAAAUAAUAACGUACACUUGAGUCACCUGGGAGCCGGGACUGGACGCUGCCGAAAGGACUUGAGCGCUGGCCCCACCUCAUGCCCCGGCACUUUCACAAGAGACUCUGAAGGUGGGGAGAGGGAGGUGCCUGCUGGUAUUCAAUUGUUUACAUUUCUUUAUAUAAAUAAUGUGCUCUCAGUGCCUUAGUUAUAGGUCCCUUUCUUUUUCUUGUUCCAAGAAUUUCACAAGGUGUUUCUUAGGUCUCUUCGCUACUCAGUGGGAGUGGUUCAUUAGCCACCGGGCACCAUGGUAAACACAACUCUGGAUGCCACCAGGAGAAGAGCCGGAACUAGCAUGGCAUACUAGUUCCCGGGUGCCUGGGAACUAGUAUUUGCCAUAGAGAACAUGCAUGGUCUCGUCACAGGGUGCGCUUCAGGUUAGAUGUGGCCCAGAAGGUGUCUUGUACCGACCUUAAAUCUUUAUUUCAGAAGAGAGUCUUGGUUUUGGUAAUUUAUUUUUUAAAGGAUCAUUAUGUGCAAAACACCAAGUUUUAAAAAUAACUCACAGAAGGCCUUAGUUUUCAGUGUCCACUGGUAUGUUUGUGAGUUGUGUUACCUGUAAUGUAAACCUCAGAAUAAAUCAGAGUGAAUUAGAGUUUA